Messenger RNA from Abrus precatorius (Indian licorice), 1159 nucleotides. RefSeq names its product calcineurin B-like protein 10. The transcript has 9 exons. Lineage: Eukaryota; Viridiplantae; Streptophyta; Magnoliopsida; Fabales; Fabaceae. Gene Ontology annotation, molecular function: calcium ion binding; kinase binding. The coding region runs from base 66 to 854 and encodes 262 amino acids. Gene Ontology annotation, biological process: calcium-mediated signaling. The record is from RefSeq and is a predicted model, not a curated record.
AAGAGGAUAAUUAAUAAAAGACAUUUUAAUCUGCUCGAAAAGUUUCGGAUGUGGUUGAUUAUGAUAUGGACUUCCCCAAUAAUUCUCUGUCUUUGAGAUCGAGCUUGACGUUUGGAGAGAUUUUGUGUUCGGUGUUCAUUCCGUUGAUCGGAAUAGCUGAAGCUUUGUUUUACACUUUCGCUGGUUGCUUCGAUUUCAAUCCCAAGAAGAAGAAGAAACCUUCUCCUACCUUCAACGAUAUUCUCACACUCGCCAAGGAUUCUCCAUUUACUGUUAAUGAAAUUGAGGCGUUGCGUGAGUUGUUCAAGAAGUUAAGUAGUUCAAUCAUUGAUGAUGGCCUCAUCCACAAGGAAGAGCUCACUUUGGCACUGUUGAAGACCCCAACUGGAGAGAAUCUUUUCCUAGACAGGGUGUUUGAUCUAUUCGAUGAAAAAAGAAAUGGCGUUAUAGAAUUUGAAGAGUUUGUGCAUGCGCUCAGUGUCUUUCAUCCUUAUACUCCUUUGGAAAAGAAAAUUGAUUUUGCUUUUAGAUUGUAUGACUUGAGACAGACAGGAUAUAUUGAGCGAGAAGAAGUUAGGCAAAUGGUUGUUGCCAUUCUGUCAGAAUGUGGCAUGAAUCUGGAAGAUGAAGUCCUUGAUGUCAUUAUUGAUAAGACAUUUCAAGAUGCUGAUGCUGACAAGGAUGAUAAGAUAAGUAAAGAAGAAUGGAAGGCUUUUGUUAUUCGGCACCCAACACUCUUAAAGCACCUGACUCUUCCUUAUCUGAAGGACGUCACUACAGUAUUUACCAGUUUCAUUUUCAACACCGAAGUUGAUGAUUCUCACUGGCAAUUCAAUGGCAAUCAUAAACAUUAAGGAGUGGAAGCUUGUUCUGUGUAUCAGCUGUUGCUAUUCUGAGAAGUAGAUUCUGGCGAUUCCACUCUCCCAAUGUGUCCAACCAGAGAAAAUUUAUGGAAAUGGACCAAACCACAAGGGGUGUUAAAAAAUCUGAUCUAACCAGUAAACUGGUUAAAUGGGAUAAAAUUACGGUUUAGUUUGGUCUGUUUACUGUACACCUCGUUUUGGUGCAGUGCACAAAAUUUAUUUGUACGAUUCAAGGAACCAUAUGAAAUAUUGAAAAUUUAAUGUGUUUAUGGUCAUAAUUAAAAUAUCAUCAAUUG